CAUAGUGACUGUGACCGACAACCGGGACCGUCAGUGCCGUAUCGCGUUUGUUUAUCGCUCGUGUGUGUGUUUAUUACUAUUAUUAAUAUUAAUAUUAUUAUUGUCGUCAGUCAAUGUAAUACGUUGAAUUUAAUUAAUUUCUACGAUACUCUAAGGGUAUAACGUAGUGCCAUCGGGUGAGGUUCAUUUUAAACCACACAAUGUGUGUUUAACAAUAUAGUUGUUAAUCAAAUAUAAACUAGUCGUAGAAAUAAAACAAAAUCAAGUAUGAAAAUCUCAGUCGUUGGUAUAGCUAUAUUAUGCCUGUUUUUAACGUCGGAUUUAGCGUUUGCUGAGAGUGAAGUGAGACCCACUGCCAGAGACGAUCUUAGUAAGUAUAAUAAUGUUACCGAGUUAUUAUGGCUUCAAAUAUUGUGUUAUUUUUAAAAAUCCUAUACGAAAAUAAACACUAGCGUUGUAAAUAUGAUACUCCCUCUGUCGAAAAUGUAUACCUAUGUAUUUUAGAACAUAGGUUCCAAGUUUAUUUUUUCUCUGUUUAUUAUAUAAUUAUAGUUAUCUACCCGAAUAUCUAUGUAAUUUUAAGUGUCUAGUUUUUCUCCAGUAGACUCUGUACCAAAUAUUAUAUCUCUUUAUAGUAACUUAUUUGUUUAUCUGCUUGUUUAGUCGCUUAAUACCAGUGUAAGUAGUAUACUUUGCAUUUAUGCUAACAGCCAAGGAGUAGGCCUGUAGAUAAAUUAUAUGAAGUUAUGUUGUUUAAAUAGUUUAUACCUAUUUGAAUUAAUAAUAAUUAAACUACAGACAACAACGGUUAUUGAUGAAAACUGUGUACCAAUCCAUUAUAAAUGUUAUUUAUUUAAAUAUACUAUUAUAACUUGUAAAAUAUAUUUUUAAGUGAGUUCUCUGAGAACAAAUACAGUUUAUAUUAUUUAUAAAUGUAUUUAGAUUACAUAGGUAGUUGAGUAUAAGUACAAUCGUAUAGGUAUAAUCGAAAGAUUUUGGUAAACAGCACGCUACAAUACUAAUGAUUUCAAGAAUUUUAAUAAAAUCUGAUUGUAUAUUUUUUGAUAGGAUUAAAAAAUUGAAAACAAAUAAGCUCCAAAUACAAAUAAUUUAAUGUUGUUCUCAUCCAAUAAAAAACGUAGGUAUUGUCAUUUAGUUUCUUUUUCAUUAUUAUUUUGUAUAGGUACGUUAUGAUAUCAAACCUGAAUUAUAUAGAUUAUGUUAUGAGAAUUUAGUCCAUUUCUUCAAUAAGUUUAUGAAUUUAUAAUUAUUUUUCGAGACUAUUUUUUCUAGUUCUCGAGAACAAAGAUCACAACUGUGUAAUAGUGUAGAUUGUCCAAUUUUUCCGAUUUUUCUCAGUACCACAAACAACACCUUAGACUUUACCUUAAUAAUACCUUAUACAUUGUAUCCUACCACAAGCUUGCAUUUUAGAACAUCAUAAUCCAAAAUUCUUUUACCUACAUAUUAACUUAUUAAUGUAAUGUUUUUGACGUGAUAAUGAAUAAUUAAAUAAUAAUUAUAAUAGUACCUAUACUUCUCUAAGUAUAAUAAAUAUCUUGUUAAAUAUAUAUACUUUUGAAAAAUGCCUAUUUAUAAAUACUUGACAGUGUUUUUACAUUUAAUAUCUAGUACUUACCUACUGUAAAAACAAUUAUUCUACCACGUAAAACCCAUCUAUUAUUUUUUCUUUAAUUUAUCAAUAUAUUUUGAGAAAAUCAAAAAAUAAUUACUAGUUUUUUGAGUUGUCUAUAUCUAAGUACUAUCUGUGUUUCAAUUGAAACCUAUAGUAGGUAUUUACCUAAAUAAAUAUAAUAUUAUAAAAUGUUGGUAUACGAUUUCAAUUUUAUAAUCAUGUUAAAGUUUCUUAAGCUCUAAACAUAAGUUUUUAGACGUAUCCCCAUUGAGCAUGUCCUCCCAUAGCACACAUAGUUACAGUUGUUGAUUUGGUUGACAAGGAGAUAUAUAUUAUUUGUAAUAUUAUUAUUACUAAUUUAAAUAUGAGUAUUAGAUAUACAUUCAUACUAGUCAAUAUUAAAAAUAUAAGUAGUAGGUACUUAAAGAAUUUAAAAAUAUCCUGUCUACUAUUUACAAAUUAAGAUUUUCGAAAUUAUUUAUGGAACUCUAGUUUAUUGUUUAAAAUAAGUUUAGAAAUCAGAAACUUAGCUCAUUCAUAGAGUGAGCUUUACUAACUUAUUUUCUAUUAGUUUAAUUAUGACAAUAUUUUUUAAAAUUUAUUUUAUUUUAAAUUUGUACCUAUGCCUAUUAUUGAAUUAAACACAACCUCCCAUAAAAGAAAUACAAAUUAUUUUAAAUGGUACCUACCGAGUAGAAUGGUAUUAUAAUACAUUCAGCACUUAAGCCAUAAUAUUUUAGUAGGUAUCUAGGAAUAUUUUAUUGUAUUUACUUAACAAAAUACAUUGUAAUUAUAUAUAAAAAACUAAGUUCCUUAAUACAAUACAAUAUGUAUGAUAUUCCUCAAUUUAUUAUUUUUUCUAAAUAGGUACUAUUUUUAAAUAUUGAUCAAUUUCAAAAAGUUUUAAUACCUAGGUAUUAAAUAUUUGGCUUUUAACAUUGUACCUAAAUAUCAUUUUAAAACAAAAUAUGUUUAUCAAUAUUUUAUAAAGAUAUCUAUUUAUAACUAAAUAUAUGUAUACAUAAUAUAAACACAUGUAUAAUAUAUGUAAUCAUGGAAUUAAUGUGUAUGUAAUUCUUAGAACUAAUAUAUUUAUAUUGAUAAUUUAUAGUUCUAAAUGUACAACCAAAUAUUAUAUUAUCUGACAUUAUAAUUUAAUUAAAACAUUUCUAUAUAAUCUUUUAUAAGUAUUUAUUUGUUAUCUUUAUAAAAUGAACUAUUUAUUUAUGCUUCCUGUUAGUGUUUUAUCAUUCAUUUUUUUUGCGGGUCAGUCGGAAAUGUCAUUCAAUUCUUCUUUAUACAUGUUAACAUGGAUAUUUUGUUAAUUUCACUUAUGUGUUUAUGAAAUUUUUAUCUAACCAUUUUAUAUUUUGUUUAAAUUAUAUAACUAAUAAAAUAAUUAUCAGUUAAAGUAAAAUAAACAUAUUUAUCAUCUUACUGCUUAAUUUUUAUUUUAAAUCAUAACACAAUAUACUUUUAUAGUUAUCUAUAAAAGUAUAUUUUUAUAAUAAACAUCAUAGAAUAUACACUAUUUGAUACUCUGUGAGUGUUAGAUUUCUAGUUUUUUAUGCGCUUUGUUCUAUAUUAUAGUCAAUCUGGAAUCUGGGUCUGGAUAUAUUGAAGUAUUUUUUUUUUAAAAAAAAGCAUAAAUUCAAUAAUAAUGUUUAUAUAUUUAUAAAUAUUUUAAGAUCAAAAAUAAUAUAGGAUGAACUCAAACGAAGUGUUAAAUGUACUUUCAAAUAUACCUACUCAAGUAUAUGUAUCAAAAAAUAAAAUAUAUAGGUAGGUAUUCUGUCAUAGACACCUUGAUGAAGUGUAUAAAAAGUAAUUCUUUGUAUAGAGAUAUCCAAAUAAUAUUUAAUAAUAUUAUAAAUAUAUUAUUAUUAUUAUUAUUAUAUUGUUAGUUUUUGAAAAAAAUUUGUUUGACAAAUAUAAUAGACAUAUUGUAUUGCCAUUCAAUUUAUAUCUAUCCUGCAAGUUUUUUCUCUCUAUUUCAUUAGGAAGUACCUCAAUUUUAAAAUACAAUAUUUUAUUCCUCCAAACAAAACAAACAAAAACUUACAAGCAAAAUAGUAUAUAAUAUGUAUGCCAGCUUAUAUGUUUACAUAAUGGCUCUGAUGCGACUUAGUUAUACUUAAUGGUUCUAAGACUUAACGAUUCAUCUUUUUCUUCUCGAGUUAUGUUUUUUGGUGAUGAUUGUGAAAAGAUUUGAAUUUUUUGGGGAAUACUAUUUUUAUAGAAAUUACGGCAAAAAACAAAAUUUUUGGAAAAACUGGGGUUUUUAAUGUUAAAUACUAAGGCUGGGAUUUAUUCAUAAUAUAAAACCAAAAUAUGUACACACACACAUAUAUAUAUAUAAUUAAAAUGGCCAAAAUAUGUAAUAAAAAUAAAAUAUUGGUAGUGAAAUAAUAUAAUUAAUAAUUAUUGAUAUAAUAUGAUUGAAUUAAAUUAACUUUUUUUAAAUGUUCACAAAAUACAAUAAUUUAUUGUUUUUAAUUUUUAAUCAUUUCAAAGUAAAACAAUGGUAGACCAGACUUUGACGAUUUAGUUUUAACACUGACUUAUAUCCAUUAAAUGAACAUUCCACAUCACAAAAUGUUAUCGGUUCAUAUGGUAUGAAGUAUGCAAGUACUGUCUUUGUUGUAAACAAGGGCAGAUCCAGAAGGAUGACGAUAUGAACAAUAAAUGUGAUAUAUCUAAUAUACACAUUAUACUUAAAAUUUUGACAACUACCUAUAUAAUUGCUGUAUAACAUAUUAAUAUAUUAUAAUACUACUAAACCACCAAUUUUGAUGAAGUAAAUUGACAAAUUAUUUUAUUUUUUUAGUAUUAUUAAUGCAAUUUACAAAUAAUGUGAAAAUAUGUAUUUGACGAAAUAUAUAAAAAUAUGUCUUAUUUUAUUGCAAAACAAAUUUAUCAUUUAUCAUAAUUAAUUGAUCACGUUUUAAUAAAAAUAUGUAUUUACAUAUAAAUCUCAGCUCUACUGAAUACAAUUAGGAUUUAUCAGAAACUAUUAUUUUAGAAGCUAUUAUUGUCAUUAUUAUAUAUAAGUAAAUAAUAUGUAAAACAAACAAUUCUGGAUGUAGAAGAUAGCUUGUUUACUUACUUGAGUGCCGUUGCACCAACUUUAAAGUUUUAUAACUUUGAAAGUACCUAAGUGUCCUACAAUUUCUUAUUGUACCAUUGUAUUCAGCUUGUACACAACUUUUCGAAAAAAAUAGGGAUGUUAACUACCAAAAAUCUACCAAACAUUUUGGUGAAUCUCGAACAAGAACUUAAGCCUGAGCUUGGUGAAAUUAUACUAAAUAUACCACAAUAUUAGUGGGUAGUAGGUAUCAAUAGAAAUUACUGUAUUUAUACUUUUAUCAGUAAUAAACAUUUAUUUUUAAUAAAUUAUUAUACUAAAUUAUAUUAUACCUAUAGCUUAAGUAAUUUAAUGAAAUUUGUGAACAUUUAUAAUUUGAAAUUAUAGAUAUUAGAUUAUAUUUCAAACCUAAUUUUCUAGAGAUAAAUAUUCAAUUAUAAAAAUUAAUAAUUAUUAUAAUAUUUAUUUUCAGAAUUGCUUGUACUCACAGUUGCUUCUGAUAAAACGGAUGGUUAUAAAAGAUUUAUUGACUCGGCCAACUUGAAUGGACUUAAAACUAAAGUAAUUGCAUGCUAAUAAAAAUUUUAUUUGUAAGCUAUAAUAGUCCUAGUUUUUUUUAACACACAUAGAAUUUUACUUAGGUGCUUGGAUUGGACAAACCAUGGCAAGGAGGCAAUAUGAAAAGUGUUGGCGGUGGCUAUAAAUUGAAUUUGUAUCUUGAAGCAUUAGAACCUUACAAGAAACAUGUUGAUUUAGUUGUAUUACUCACUGACGCGUAAUAAAUUAUUGAUUUUAAAACAUUUUGUUUAUUGGUUUAAUAUGUAAUUAAUAUAAUUUUUUAGAUAUGAUGUGGUAUUGUUAGCCAAUAGCAGUAUAAUAUUAAAAAAAUUUACAGAAUUUGAUGCUUCAAUUGUAGUUUCAACUGAAAGAAGCUGCUGGCCAGAUAAAAAUUUGGUCGACCGUUAUCCUAUUGUUGACUUGGAUGGUUAUAGAUUUAUAAACUCUGGAGGUUUGUGGAUAAUAAUUAAUUUUAAAUCAACAAUUGACUAAAACUAAAUAUCUAUUAAAUGGUACACAUAUUAUUUUUAUUUAAAUAGGUGUGAUUGGAUAUGCAAGUCAAUUGUACAAGCUGCUAUCAGAGAAGACUAUAAAAGAUCUUGGUGAUGAUCAAUUGCAUUUAACAAAUUUGUAUUUGAAUACUGAUUUACGCGAAAAACUUAAAAUUAAAUUGGACAGCUAUGCCAGCUUAUUUCAAAGUCUAUACCUUGCUGAAGGUUAGAUUAUUUUAGUUUUUUUUUUUUAAAUUUGUUUGUUAAACUAAAAAAAAAUGUUGUAUAUUUACAGAUGAUGUGCGGUUAAGACUUGUAAAUAAAUCAUAUAUAUUAGAAAAUAUUCAUUUUAAUACUCAUCCAGCUGUAGUCCAUGGGAAUGGAUUAUCUAAAUUAACUUUAAAUAGUUACACAAAUUAUAUACCAAAUAAGUGGUCUCCUGAAAUUGGAUGUAAUACAUGCCAAGACAAUACUAUAAAUCUUUCAGCAUAUAAAGUAAUGUCUAUAAAAUUAAAUACCUUAUCAUUAUUAUGUUAACUGUUUACAAUUCUUUAAUUUUUAUAUUUUGCAGAAGGACGAUUAUCCAACAGUGUUGAUAUCUGUGUUUGUUGAUAAACCUACUCCAUUUUUUGAUGAAUUUUUAGAAAAAAUUGAAAAUAUUGACUAUCCCAAGAGUAGACUUUUUUUGUCUAUUACCACCCUUGUAAAUAUUUAAUAUUUUUAUAAAAUUUUUAUAAAUAUUUAAAAUUUAAACUUAUGUUCACUUCAAAUUUUAAAUGUAUACAUUUUUAAUUUUUAGGUAGACUACCAUAAAGACCAUGUGAAAAAAUUUAUCUCUAGAGUAGGUGAUAAGUACAAUGCAACAUUUGUGUUCCAUAAAACUACAGAUGAAAAUAUACACGCCCGUCAUUUUACUUUGUAAAUGCUUUAUAUUAUAAUAUACCUUAUUUCUAUUAUUUAUUUUGAAAAAAGUUUUGGCUAAUUUUAUUAUUAUUCUUUGUAGUUCAUUGUGUUCUAGCAAAUUGUGCGACUAUUUGUUUUACAUUGAAAGUGAAGCACAUUUAGACAAUCCUCAAACAUUGAAAACAUUAAUUGAAGACAAUAAGUAAGUAAUGAUAAGUAUACAUUUUAUGAUGAACAGUUACAUUUUAUUUAUUUGACUUAAAGGAAAAUUAUCGCCCCAAUGCUUACCCGUCCAUUUAAAGCAUGGUCUAAUUUUUGGGGUGCAUUGUCUAAAGACGGAUUCUAUGCACGAUCAUUUGAUUACAUGGACAUUGUCAAUUAUAACAAAACGUAAGUAUUAAUUAGGUAAUGAAAUUAAAUUUUAUUUGUGUUCUUCUCAUAAAUUGCUACUUCUGCAUUUACGAUUCAAAUGCUAUACUGAAAUCUGUCUUGAAACUUCUUCUGUCUAUACUGUACUUAUUGUCCGCUGAACAUUCAUAAACACCUGCAUCCAUUUGUGUUCCUGGAUCAAUUUCUAAUUUAGAUUUAAUGCUAUUUUCACCGAUAUUCCACUCAUGGACCUUAAAUAAAAAAACAAUACAAUUUUCUUCAGUUUACAGUUUAGGCAUCAAUUAAUAUGGUUUACAUUAUUUAUUAUAGAGCUAAAAUUUAUUGUCACAUAAAAUGCAAUGAUUAAAUUAUUCAUAAUGUUUUUAAAGUACACAAUUAAUUUUUUUUUGUAUUAUAUAAAAAAGGGACGGACAUAUUUUGCAAGUGGGUGCAGCCACUGUUGUAGGUGGGAAGUUGGGAGAGUAGAAUAGAGACAGGAAUAUAAUGUAUAUUUGUAAGCAAUGAUAAACUAUUGCUAACGAAAAAAAAAAGAUUCUGAGCGGAGUUCAAUUAAUAUUGUUGCUUUGUUAACAAUAUUCAUGUCAUUGUCAUUGUUGUUGUAAAAUAAUUAUAAUAAUGUGCAAUUCCAUGAGAAGAAUAAUUAUUUAAAACAGAUUAUUUUAAUAAAAACUAAAUAAUAACAAAAAAUAAAUAAAAAUGGUUGCUAAUGAUAAAAUCAUUUUUAUCUUUCAAUCUAUUUUAACCUAAAGAACCAGGAUUUCCUCAUUAUCUCGAAUAUUAAAGAGAAUUUCAAAAAAUGACCUCUUUAAAGUUCCAUCCAGAGAACAUUUUCUUUUAGAAAAGGUGCUAUAUUUAAUAAUCUGAUUAAGCUUUCUGGAAUAAAAAUGUUCACCUAAAAAAAAAAAUAAUAAACAUCUCUGUAUAACCAAUACAUUCCUCGCUCCCCAGAAUCUAAAAUACAUUUUAAUUUAAUUUCAUAUCAAUAUUAGAACUAAUAAUACUGGAGUCUAUCUAGUAAUUAUACAAAAUAUUAUACUUACAUGGUGAUUGUAAUGGUAGUAUAAUUCAGUGCCGUCUUUAAACCAAGUGAUUUGAGGUCUUGGAUUUCCCCUGGCUACACAAACAAAUACUAUUUUAUGUCCAAGUACAUAUUCAUAAUCAAAAUGUGAUGCCAUGAGUAUUUUAGCUCCCUGAAAUAAAGUAUAUGUUUAUUAAUUAUGAAAAUAACUAUAUGAGGAAAAAACGUCUUUACAUCAUUAUGGUUGUAGUAUUGGUCAGAUUCGGGGUCUCUGUAUUUGCCUGUUAUUGGCAAUCCAAUUUGCACUCUACUUUUUGAUCUAUUUCUACCCCGUCCACGUUUUCCAUAUACAUCUGUAAUAAUGGUGAACAGUAUUGUUAUGAUAAGUGCCUCUACUAAUAUAUUCUUUAAAUCCAUUUUACAUUCAAUCUGAAAUCAUAUUGGAAAUUAAUAAUAUUUUGGCAUAAAAUAGCUAUUAGUUAAAAAAAAAAAUAAUUUUAAUAAAAUUAAUUUUUUUUUCAAAAUGAAACUUAUCUUUAUUUAUAAAAGUUGUUUAAUAAACUGAUUUCAAAAAAGAUUGAAUUGUUUUAUUACUUUUAUUGAACUGCUAUUGACUUUAGUAUGUACUCGAAUUGAAUGAGUCUCCUCUUGUAUUUGGCACGACACUAUAUUGUUGACUACAAUGAAAACUAACUAUGUGUUAUAUUAUGUAUUAUAUUUGAUGCAAUUCUGACCCUAUCCUGGCUGAUAAUCAAUUAGAGAGCACUUCCUUGUAUGCUAAUUCUAUUAAAUUCCCCUGCUGCAUUUUGUAAUAACAAUUUUGUUUAGAAAAAAAAACAAAAACUUUCAUAGUUAUUUUUAUUUGACUCGUUUUUAUUUUAUUAAUAUUUUAGAGGAAUUUGGAAUGUACCAUACAUUUGUAGUGUUUACUUGAUGAAAGGUACAAUUUUAGAAAAUAAAUAUACCAGACCAUCAUAUAAAGAAGAUAAUCUAGAUUAUGAUAUGGCGUUUAGUAAAUCAUUAAGAGAAAAGGUAUAUUGUGUAUUUUACUUUUAAGUUUUCAAUUUAAUACAAAAACAAUAUUGUUUUUAGGGAGUAUUUAUGUAUAUUGAUAACCAAUAUACUUUUGGUCAUUUGAUUGAUUCGGAAACUUUUGACAUUACACUUAAGAACCCUGAGGUAUUUCAACUAUUUGAUAAUAGAUACGACUGGGAACAGCGAUAUAUUCAUCCAGAUUACAUGGAGAAUUUUAAUCCCGAUAAUAAACCCGCUGAGGUAUUUAUUUUUAUAUUUAACUGAAUAUUUGAUUAAACCAUAAAUUUAUUUAUUUAUAUAAAUUCAAGCCUUGUCCAGAUGUAUUUUGGUUUCCAAUUGUUACUGAACAGUUUUGUCGAGAAUUUAUUGAGAUCAUGGAAAACUUUGGUAAAUGGUCUGAUGGUUCAAACAAUGUAAGUAAAUUAAUAAAUAAUAUUUUUAAAUGAUAAAAUCUGAAAGGAUAAUGACAUAAAUUGAAGGACACGCGCCUUCGAACUGGUUAUGAAGCUGUUCCCACCAGAGACAUACACAUGAAUCAAGUUGGACUUGAGAAGCAUUGGCUUGAAUUUCUCCGUUCAUAUGUUCAGCCAAUACAAAAGACUGUGUUUGUUGGUUAUAAUCAUGACGUAUGUGGGAAUGAAAAUCAAACAAAACGAAAACAAUAUAAUAGCAUGUGUGUGUUCUCUGCUUGGCAUUAAUUAAUUAUAUUAUCUAUUAAUAUUUACUUAUAUUGUGUGUAAAUAAAUUAAGGUGACCAUAUUCUUAUGUACCUUUUUUGAAAUAUUAUUUUUGAUUUUUUAAGAGCUUGUAUCUGUUUCUUCAUACAUUUUUAUUAGAUAUCUUUAUUUAGUCUUAUUUCACUUAGGAUUUUAUUUGAAUCUUAUAACAGUCAACUCAUUCUGUUUAUUUCUAUUUAAAAUAAAUAAUGAAUAAAGUACUAUAACAUUUUUUUUUUUUAAAUUUGCAUUUUAUUUUUGGAACUAAUAAACAAAUGAGAGUACUAAAAACCUUUUUAUAUGAUAUAUAGCAAUUAUUAAAUAUUAGUUCUAUUUUGUUUAAAUAUAGUCACCUUAUAAGACACCUUGGUAAGAGUAAUAUAUUAACAAUAGUGCAUGAUAACGUUAAACCUUAGGAUCCCAGAUUGGAUACUGGAUACGAAGCUGUGCCCACGAGAGACAUUCAUAUGAGACAAGUUGGAUUACAGAGUGUGUGGCUUGAGUUUUUAAAGCUUUUUGUUUCCCCAUUACAGGAGCGAGUGUAUCAUGGCUAUUACUCAGAUGGCGUAAGCUGCUUUUUUUUAAAAUUAUUUAAUAUUACCAUGAAUUAAUUUGUUUGAGUGGGUUAUUUGCUUACAUUAACUAUAGAUUAAAUCUAAUAUAUCUAAUUAGUAAUUAGUAUAUUUAAUCUACGCUUUAGCUAACAAAUAUUGUAGCGUAUCAAUAUUUUGAAUUUAAGCACAAGUAUUUAAACAAUUUACUAUUGAAAUUUAAAUUGUAAAUAAUAAAUUUAAGAUGUUAAAUAAGAUUUAAAUUUUAAAGUUGUAUACAAGGUGAUCAAAAUUUUAUGUUACAGUAGUUUCUGUAGUAAUUAUGAAAAACUAAGAAAAAGCUUAGAAAAUACAACAAAUUGCACCAUAUUUUAGUUUUUUGUUAUUUAAUUGAACUUUAUUGUAAAGUUCAAUUGUAGUUUUCAAAAAAUAAGUAUAUGGCUUUUUGUAGAAAAGUGAUCAAAUUUUUAAAACAUUCUAGUUAUUUUUAAGCUAUUUAUAAAUGUUUAAUAUUUUCUUGUUUUUAUAUGUAUUUUCAUUUGGUAGAUAUAUUUUAUUAAAAUAAUAUGACUUAAGAGAAAUGCUUGAUAAUUUAAUACAAGGUACAUUAUAAGUUGCAUUAUAAGUCGUACUUAUUGAUCUAAAAAACAAAUUUGAGUUUGAUGUAUUAGUUUUUUUUUCAUAAAUGUUUUGAGAACAAAUUUUGAUGAAAACCAUAAAAAUGUAUAGCAUUUCAAAAUAUGUUUUUCGUUAGCAAUGGUUUAUCUUUGCGUACAUAUAUAAAUUAAUUAACUUUAAGGAUUCUACCUAACCAAUUUUCUACCUACAACAAUGGCACUUGUCUUCAGUAUCAGGUUUUUUUUUUUUUUUUUUAGCUUUUUUUGCUUGUGUACAAAAUAUAAUAAUAUAAUUGCAAUUGAAAAUAUUGUUUAAUAGUGUUAUUAAUAAUAGAAUAAAUUACAAUAAAUAAUAUAUUUUAAUUAAUAUGUUGUUAUAUAGCCUCCUCAAACUCUGAUGAACUUUGUUGUGAAGUACAACCCACUCGGUCAGGCUUCGUUGAGACCUCACCAUGAUUCAUCUACUUACACCAUCAACAUAGCUUUGAACUCCCCGGGAAAAGAUUAUCAUGUAUUAAUAAUAAUUUAUAUAUAUAUGAAUGGUUGUUUCUAAUUAAUUAUUGUUUUUUUUCAAAUAGGGAGGUGGAUGCCAUUUUUUGAGGUACAAGUGUAAAGUCACAGAUAUGAAGGUAGGUUGGAUGUUAAUGCACCCUGGCCGACUGACACAUUACCACGAAGGACUUGAAGUUACCAACGGAACAAGAUACAUUAUGAUAUCUUUUGUUGACCCUUAAAAUCCUUCAUUUGAACAAUUUUUGUUCUUUAUAAUAUAUAUAUCUUACUACAAUGAAUUUUGUUUAACUUGUAAAAAUAUUAUGUUUGUUGAUUUUUUUUUCUUACAAAAUAUUAAUUUUAGUUAUUAAUAUUUGUGGAAUUAUAUUAUGCUCUCUGAUAAUUUUUUUUUUUUUAAUUAUAUAUUAGAAAUACUAAUGCAGUUUAUUUAAUGUUGAUUAUAUUUUGACCAUACCUAAUAAUUAAAUCAAGUAUUCCCCUAAUUUUAAAAUCAUAAUAUAGCUAAAAAAAUUGACUGUUUACACACUUGUAAAGUGGUCGAAAAAAAAAAUUACCUAACAUCAUUAAUCUAACUGUAAUCAAAUGUAAUAAAAAAAGUUUUC
Cinara cedri is the source of this 12115-nucleotide messenger RNA. The record is from the annotation of a GenBank genome assembly. Lineage: Eukaryota; Metazoa; Arthropoda; Insecta; Hemiptera; Aphididae.